Messenger RNA from Penicillium atrosanguineum, 1653 nucleotides. Its product is annotated as putative MFS transporter. The transcript is spliced from 8 exons. Lineage: Eukaryota; Fungi; Ascomycota; Eurotiomycetes; Eurotiales; Aspergillaceae. The record is from RefSeq and is a predicted model, not a curated record. Gene Ontology annotation, biological process: transmembrane transport. Bases 1 to 1653 code for a protein of 550 amino acids. Gene Ontology annotation, molecular function: transmembrane transporter activity.
AUGGCGAGCAUUCGCAACAGCUCUUCUGCCGAAGAUAGGACUGCACUCCCUCCCGGAACCUUCAAAUUGAUUGGAGACGAUGGAGGGGAAAUGCAAGGCAAAAAGGUUGUCAUACUCGACCCGGUCCCGACAAAUGAUCCGAAUGAGCCUUUGAACUGGAGCACUCUACGGAAGUCGAUCAACUUUACCAUCGUUUCGGGCAUGAGCAUUAUCAUCUUUACAGCUCUCUCCAUCCAGCAGAUCUUUUGGCAACAGAUGAUUGUCGAUCUCCAUGUUAACUACAGCCAACUCACACAGUCAAUGUCCGUCAACUAUGUAGGACUAGCCAUGGGCUGCGUUCUGUUCAUCCCAUUCGCAAAGAAGUUCGGCCGACGGCCGGUCUAUAUAGCCUCUACAGCCCUGAUGCUGGUGACCUCAUUCUGGACUUCUAGGCUCACAAGCUUGACGGAGCUCUACGUCUGCAAUCUACUGCAAGGUCUGGCCGGUGCGACAAAUGAAGCUAUUGUAGAAAUCACAAUUUCAGAUCUAUUCUUUGUACACCAUCGAGGCACAAUGAACGGUGUUUAUAUGACCAUGGUUAUGAUUGGUAGCUUCUUAACGCCUAUGGCGGCGGGUGCCCAGGCCACAAGACAAGGAUGGCGCUGGUCCUACAAGACAAUGGGAAUCUUCAACGCCAUCUUCUUGGUCUUGUUCAUUUUUUUCUACGAAGAGACUAAAUAUGUCCCCGUCCUCUCAGGGCGUGAGAGUCUUACUCCCGCCGCAGACGAUGAUGAUCUCCCUGUCUCAAAAGACGACGACAUCAAAGAUCCGGUCCAGAGCGAAACUAACAUUACUCCAGUCGACGAGCCCAGUAGGAUCCACCACGAGCUUGACCUGACGAUCCCAAUGAACUCAUGGCGCAAACGCCUCGCUCUGGUGACUCCGACCCCCGAAUCAAUCUGGCCAUAUUAUUACCGCCCCUUCAAUGUCCUUGUAAUCUUCCCAGCAGUCAUGUUCACCGCCCUUCAAUAUGCCGCCGGCGUAGUCUGGCUCACGAUCACAGCAAGUGUGAUCUCCCUCGUAUUCCCCCUUCCACCAUAUAGCUUCACACCUGAGCAAAUUGGAUUUAUGAGCGUGGGCCCAUUCAUCGGAAACCUGAUUGGCUCGGUAUACGGUGGUGUGCUUGGCGACUGGUCGAUUCAGUUCUUUUCGAGGCGGAACAAAGGCUUCUAUGAGCCAGAGAUGCGUCUCUAUAUUCUUCAUCUCCCAGCCUUGACUAUGGCAGGUGGGCUUAUUAUGUUCGGAGCUACUAUUGCAAGGGGAAUGCAUUGGAUUUAUCCCAGUGUCGCUGGUGCGAUGUUUGGAUUCGGCCUUGGAGGUGUCAGCGAUGCUGUUUUGACUCUGGUUAUUGACAGCUAUCGUGAUAUUACCGGCGACGCAUUCACGGGAAUUGCAUUUGUCCGAAAUGCUGUGAGCAUUGGUAUUCCAUUUGCCAUCAAUCCAUGGAUCCAGAGGGAUGGCCUUCAGAACAUGUUCAUUGCAAGCGGAUUCAUCAGUCUGGCUGUUACGGGUCUGAUCAUCCCAAUGAUCAUCUGGGGUAAAGAAUCUCGCCGGAAAUUGGCUGGGAAGUAUUAUAGUCUGGUUGAUGCGCAGGGACAUAAUGUCUCGACCUGA